AUGAGUUAUGAAGAUAAUCAAUUAGAAGUUAGUAAAACGGAUAAUGAUAACAUUAUAUCUAAUAAUUCUACAUCACUAUUAAUUGAGAAAAUUGUUAAUUUGAGAAUUGAAGAAGGUUUAGAAUCUUCUAGUAUGGAAACAGCUCAAGCUAUUUCUUCCUUUAAUUUAGAUUAUGAUCCAUUCGAU
This is a messenger RNA of Racocetra fulgida, 186 nucleotides long. The record is from the annotation of a GenBank genome assembly. NCBI's taxonomy places the organism in Eukaryota, Fungi, Glomeromycota, Glomeromycetes, Diversisporales, Gigasporaceae.